This is a messenger RNA of Zychaea mexicana, 2060 nucleotides long. RefSeq names its product coth protein-domain-containing protein. NCBI's taxonomy places the organism in Eukaryota, Fungi, Mucoromycota, Mucoromycetes, Mucorales, Lichtheimiaceae. The coding region runs from base 1 to 1998 and encodes 665 amino acids. The transcript has 6 exons. The record is from RefSeq and is a predicted model, not a curated record.
AUGAGUAUAAUUAAAGGAGAUCGGAAGAGUGUAACGUCAGCAGCCGCUGUUGACAGCAGCGGUACCACCACCACAGCGAGCAACAACAAAAACGUCCAGUACUGUGUAAUGGCAUUUCCCAACGCCGGAGAGGGCGUCUCAGUUUCCAUAAGCGGCCAAACUUAUACCCUACAAUCGAACAAUGACCACCCAAACCUCUUUUGUGGAAGCGCACCUUACGGCCAAGUCUAUCAGUACGCCUACACCGACAGCUCCGGAGCUGUCACAAAGAGCGAAGAGCAAAGACGAUCGCUGUCACCCAAUGCAGCAACGACUGGAAAUGAGUUCUUUGAUAGAGCGCCUACAGUUUACAGUGUGCCCGAAUUACCUCAAGCAUUUCAUCCAAUCUAUCCUCCUCUCUUUACAAACAUGAACAACUCGAAUGAAGUCGCGACCAUGAUAUUAAAUGUCGAUGAGCAAGCAUUUGGCGAGAUUUGUCGAACUCCUCUUGAAAAACACCACAAGGGUGCACAAGUGUAUAAGUUAACCUAUAUCAGCAAUUCAGAAAUCCAUACAAUCACAAAUGCUGCAAUUGACAAUAGCGGCCAGUCCACAAAAGAGUUUGCCCGGCAAUCAUUUGAAAUUGACUUUAACAAGUUUGUUACGGAUAAAAAUCUUCCCAAGCAGCUUCUUUUUGGUCGAUCCGUCGUCAAAUUGCGCGGUGAACAAACCGAUGGUUCGUUCAUACUAAGAAUUUUGCUAAUCAAGAUUAUUUCCAGGCGCGAAAAACUGGUGAUGGACAUGCUGGCUGCAGCGGGUGCCGCCACAUCCAUGAGUAGUUGGGUGCGCGUGUUUGUUAAUGACACACCGCUCGGGUUGUUUUUGAUGACGGACGAUGCGUCAACCCAUUUUAUUGACAACGUGCUUCACGGAGGCGACUGGUCGUACGCCAACACUGGACCAACGUACAAAGGAAAUUCCCUUGAUGACCAGCACUGUGCCAACCUGGAAUAUUUGGGCGAUGAUACUGCUGCCUACAAAAAGGACAUCUACAAGCUUAAAGACAAGGGCGAAGCGAAGGACUUGAAGAAGGGAAACAAGACGCUGCCAUUAGUUGAAUUCACCCGACAGCUUGCCAAGAUUGACCCCAAACAAGCCACGGAUGCUCAAAAUAGAGGCGAUCUGGAAAAACUGAUUGAUCCAACAAACUUGAUGCUGCAUAUGGCGAUCAACUAUCUGGUUGGUUCCUGGGACGGGUUCUGGUUCCAGGCCUCCAAUUUUUACCUGAACCAAGAUUUAGCAACCAAACAAUGGGCGUUGAUUGCAUACGAUUUCGACGAAACGUUGGGAAAUGGCGUUGAAACGGCUGGAUUCGUCAAUGUUCGCUACGAAGCAUAUACACCCUCAUCUGCCAAACGACCGCUCGUAGACGCAAUCCUGGAAUCGCCUUACUAUCGUAACGAGUUUGAAACUAUCUUGAAGACGUUGGUCAAGAAAUUCUUCAAGCCAAGCGUGAUCAAGCCGCGGCUGGAAGCAUGGAUCAAAAUGCUGAGACAAGAUGUUGGCUGGGAUCGAUCUUUACCGGAUACUUCACCGGGUAAAAAAGUGACAUGGACCGUUGCAGAUAUGGAAGCUGGUGCCCUCGGUAUUAGUGCGACAAAAGGAGCCCAGGUGGGCAACUCCGAUCUGAGCUUGAGCAUUGUCGACUGGGUCCAGCAGCGUUCAGAAUUGGUGUGCAAGCAAUUCGGUAUCUCGGAUAACGAUGAUCUCUUACCGAUCGGGACAUAUACCGGUGGUCGUGUUAUGGAUGGAUCGGGCCAUGUUACAGAUCGCGCUGCCAUCACGUCGCCACAGCAGCCUGGCAGCAAGGAUGACAGUGUCCCUCCAGCAGGCGAUUCAACGGUGGCUUCUUCAGCGGCUGCAGGCGUUGUUGUACCCCAACACACGAUGCCACUUGCUAACACGUUUUUGUCUCUGACUCUUUGCUUUGCCAUUGCCGUCGCAUCAUUACUCGCCUAAACUCACCUCUUCUUAAAUACAUUACAUAACUGCACUAAGCAUAAUUAAUUAAUUUUCAAUCU